Capsella rubella is the source of this 540-nucleotide messenger RNA. Its product is annotated as putative B3 domain-containing protein At1g05615. The record is from RefSeq and is a predicted model, not a curated record. Gene Ontology annotation, molecular function: DNA binding. The transcript is spliced from 3 exons. NCBI's taxonomy places the organism in Eukaryota, Viridiplantae, Streptophyta, Magnoliopsida, Brassicales, Brassicaceae.
AUGGAGGCACGCAAUACCUACGAGGCUGAAACGGUGUGUGGUGGAGGCAAUAGAUAGGGAAUAUAGAGUUUUUAUUCGAUUUCCACGAAAGGAGAGGACCUUGAGAGAGACGACGCCGGAGUGGCUGGUGCAGUUGAUGAGGGAAAGAUACAUGAUCUUCAGUUCUUAAGACCCUCGGAAGAAAGGAUCAUAGAAAGACGACAUGGCAAAAAGUUGUGCAAAGGAGGAGUAGACUCGGUACUCGUGGGUUCUGAUCUAAAGGAGUUUGAACUGAAUUUGGUGAGAUGGAACGUAGGGGACAAUCCUCCAUACUAUUUGAAAGGUGGGUGGAAUCGUGUGGUCAAAGAGUACCAGCUAAAGAAACACGAUGAGAUUCGCCUCUGGUCAUUCCACGUUGGUGAGGAACUCUAUUUCGCUAUGGUUCCUACUUCGUCAACUGAGUCAGGCAAAUCCAUAUCUGGGACUGGGAGGAUGAGCUCUGAGUUAGUGAUCAAGGAUCAAACCAGUGAUGGCUUACCUCACACCUGUUUAUUUCUUUAG